Molecule: messenger RNA, 1457 nt
Organism: Anthonomus grandis grandis
Lineage: Eukaryota; Metazoa; Arthropoda; Insecta; Coleoptera; Curculionidae
Gene: Tbp
Exons: 5
Coding region: 238-1233 (331 amino acids)
Biological process (GO): DNA-templated transcription initiation
Molecular function (GO): RNA polymerase II general transcription initiation factor activity; DNA binding
Source: RefSeq, a predicted model, not a curated record
AACGACGUAGAAGCGGAAGCGUCAAUUUGACAAGUCGAAGACUGCAAUAAGUGUGUUUUUUUUGUUUGUUUUCUGUUUUGCUAAUAUUCGUGCGUUUAUGUUUAGUUUAAUAGUGAAAACACAUAUUUAUACAAACAUUUAAAAGUGUCUCAUGAGGUAUUUGAGAAGCACUUAGGGGCUUAGCCGGCACCUUUGACCUUACUCCUACCUGGCAAUUGAAACAUACAAAUUUUCAUCAUGGAUCAAAUGCUGCCCAGUCCUGGCUUUAGUAUCCCCAGUAUUGGAAAUGAGAUUGGUCUUACUCCACUGCAUCAACCCGAAGAAGACCAACAGAUCCACCCAAAUGCCUUACAACAACAACAACAGCAGCAGCAACAACAACAAUCGUCAAUCAGCAACCAAGUCCCAUCCUUGGCACCCAUGGGAGGACUGACUCCCACCCUCGGAUUGGGAAUGGGUAAUGCCAUGACUAUGCCCCACACCAAAUACGUUACCGGAUUCCCGAUGCCGAUGAGCAGCGUCCACGGAGGAAUGACACCGCAAACUCCACAACACACUAUGAUGUCUUCUAUGGUGAACUUGGGGGGCACCGGGAGCAGUGCCAAUACGCCAAGCAUGAGCGGUGUCGGUACCGCUGGUCCGUCCACGCCAUCUCCGAUGACCCCGAUGACGCCGCAUUCUGCUGAUCCAGGCAUUGUGCCCCAAUUACAAAACAUAGUGUCAACCGUGAACCUAAAUUGCAAACUGGACCUGAAGAAGAUCGCCCUACACGCUCGAAACGCCGAAUACAACCCGAAACGUUUCGCCGCCGUAAUAAUGCGAAUACGAGAACCGAGAACGACCGCGUUAAUUUUCAGUUCUGGUAAAAUGGUGUGCACCGGCGCGAAGAGCGAGGAGGACUCCCGACUGGCGGCCAGAAAAUACGCCCGGAUUAUCCAGAAGUUGGGCUUUCCCGCCAAAUUUUUGGACUUUAAAAUCCAGAAUAUGGUGGGCAGUUGCGACGUGAAAUUCCCGAUUCGUCUCGAGGGUUUGGUGCUGACACACAGCUCGUUCAGUUCCUACGAACCCGAACUGUUUCCCGGUUUGAUUUAUCGUAUGGUCAAGCCCAGGAUCGUUUUGUUGAUAUUCGUGUCGGGAAAAGUGGUUUUAACCGGGGCGAAAGUACGCCAGGAGAUCUACGAGGCCUUCGACAAUAUUUAUCCCAUUUUGAAAGGUUUUAAAAAGAAAAUUUAAGGUUUUAUGUAAGGUGUCUGUGUAUUCGGGAUUAACAUAGGCCCCAAUGUAGUCUUAAGACUAUUGUUUUCAGUUGACCAUAUUGGUUUUGGACUAUAGUUGAGUCCACGAUUUGGGACAAAAGUGUUGUUGUUUGAAAUUAAUAUAAACUUAAGUUCGUUUAAUUGUUUACGUUUUGUAAAUACGUGGAUGGUAGUUUUAUAAAUAAAUUGCGAUAUUUUCAC